AUGAGUUCAAACGUCGGUCUUACCACCCCUCGUGGGAGUGGCACGUCGGGUUAUGUUCAGCGCAAUCUAUCACUCCUAAAACCUCGCGAUCCAAGCUACGGAGCCCCGACGGCAUCAUACGGGGAGAACGGCCACAGUGAUGCAGGCUUUAAGCAAAGGCAACCGGACAAACAGAUUCUCGAGCACGACCGGAGAAGAGCCAUUGAAGUCCAAAUCAUAGAAGAAAGAGAUAGGCUUGAAGAGGAAAACGAGAAGAUUGCUGAGGAGAAUAAGAAACAUGCUACAGGGAGUAAGAAAGAUUUAGAGCAAGAUAGCGACAGCAAGGAGACGCGGACAAAGAGAGUUGAGUUGUCAGAAGAAGAGAUAGAAGAGAGGCUUGAUAAACUUCGUGCGGAAUUAACGAAGGAAUUGGAGGAUGAGAUGGCGGGUAGGCAUCGACCAGGACCUUCUCGAGACGCGAGACACAGAGAUCAUUCUGGCUAUGAACCAUAUCCGUCAAGAGGGCAGCGGAAAUCAAAUGGCCAUGAUGAGAAAGGUGGUUAUAAAGGUCGCAAACAGUUUAAAACCUACCAAGUUCACGAGCAAGCGGAGGCCAAAAUUGAAGAAAGCGAGAGGUUACGAAAGGCACUGGGGAUACGGGGAGAGGGGGAACAGUCGCCUUGGGAUUCCGGUCGUCAAGGAGACCAGGAUAGGGGAGGCAGGGAUAGAUAUAAUGAUGGGAGAGACUCUGGUCGACGGUGGUAA
Molecule: messenger RNA, 744 nt
Organism: Arthroderma uncinatum
Lineage: Eukaryota; Fungi; Ascomycota; Eurotiomycetes; Onygenales; Arthrodermataceae
Product: pre-mRNA-splicing factor cwc21
Exons: 1
Coding region: 1-744 (247 amino acids)
Source: RefSeq, a predicted model, not a curated record